AUGAGUUUUCUUGUCUUGUCAUUAUUAUUCUCAGCUCAUGCCUCGCCCUCGGCAACCACUCCACAGGUAGAUCUAGGAUACGAGAUCCAUGAAGGAUGGCUUAAUGAUACUGGAGCAUUUUACAACUUUUCAAACAUCCCGUACGCGCAGCCUCCGUUAGGGAAUCUCCGAUUCUCAGCCCCUUUGAAGCCAAUUAUCAAUGAUACCAAAUCUGUCAACAAUGGGUCACGAUUUGCCCUUUGUCCUCAGGGUAUACCGGCUUGGACUAAAAAUGCAACCGCAUUUCUCAAAAACGGUUCUUCGAUACUCAAUGGCACCUCGUAUAACCCACCCAUUAUCACUAACUUGACGAAUGUGCGCGCUGGCACAAGUGAAGAUUGUCUUCUGCUAGAUGUCCUUGUUCCAAGCGCCAUUUUUGAUAAUCGAGGGAGACAACCAGGCUCGCCUGUGCUGGUGUGGAUUCAUGGUGGAGGAUAUACACUUGGGUGGAAAACCCAAUAUGGAAGUGGGGCUGGUUUGGUCAGAGCAAGUCAAAAUUAUACGAAGCCAGGCAUAGUUUACGUGGCCAUUAACUAUCGACUGGGGUUGUUUGGGUUUCUCUCUGGUCCAACCUUUCAGCAAAAUGGCACCGCGAAUAAUGGCCUCUUGGAUCAGAGACUGGCACUAGGAUGGGUUCGAGAUAACAUUGCCAAGUUCGGUGGAGAUCCUAGCCAAGUUACAGUUAUGGGGGAGUCAGCGGGAGGAGGAAGCACGAUUCACCAAAUUACAGCAUAUGGUGGUUCAAAAGGAAAGGUUCCAUUUCAGAAAGCAAUUGUCCAGAGUGGUGCUUUCCUACCAGUCACAAGCAAGCAGAAGCAAGAAGACAUCUUCCAGAGCGUCCUCACGACUUCUGGAGUUUCGACACUUCAAGAUGCAAGGAAUCUCUCAACUGAAAUCCUUCAACUCACAAAUGCCAAGAUUAUUGGGCAGGCAGCCUGGGGGGAUUUUAUAUUCAAUCCCGUAGUAGAUGGCAGUUUUACACCAGCUCUCCCAGGAGAACUUCUUCUCCAUGGACGGUACGAUACAACUCUCAACGUCAUGAUGGGCCACAAUACCGAUGAAGCCUCAGAAUUCACCUCUCCAUAUGUCAACACAACCGAAACCUUCAACCAAAAUGUUCUUCAAGUCUCAUUCCCCAAUAUCAACGGAUAUAACACUGCGACUUACUUGAUGGACACUCUCUAUCCACCUAUAUACGAUGGAAGCCAUGGCUACGAAUCAAACUUUACACGUGCCACAAGUCUCGUCUCUGACGCUCUUUUCCAGUGCAAUGCCAACUACCUAGCGCGAGCAUUUGGGGCGGCUGGAUACGCGUACCAGUUCUCUGUCAAACCCGCGCGCCACGGAGAUGACAUUACAUAUACUUUCUAUGAAGGGCCUGCAGAUUCUGUUGCGAACGACACUCUCGCAUUAGCGAUGCAAGACAUAUUUACCAAUUUUGUCAUCUCUGGCAAUCCGAAUAGAGUUGGGAGCGAGUUGCCUUACUUCCCAGAUUAUUCUCAGGGAAAUUUGCUCUACAAUUUCAACAAAACAUUGAUCGCUACAAAGCCAGAUAAUCUCAAUAAUGACAGAUGUAGGUGGUGGCAAAAAGCAUUCUAUGCCUAA
Messenger RNA from Mollisia scopiformis, 1644 nucleotides. Its product is annotated as alpha/beta-hydrolase. The record is from RefSeq and is a predicted model, not a curated record. NCBI's taxonomy places the organism in Eukaryota, Fungi, Ascomycota, Leotiomycetes, Helotiales, Mollisiaceae. The transcript is spliced from 5 exons. The coding region runs from base 1 to 1644 and encodes 547 amino acids.